Messenger RNA from Sphenostylis stenocarpa, 843 nucleotides. NCBI's taxonomy places the organism in Eukaryota, Viridiplantae, Streptophyta, Magnoliopsida, Fabales, Fabaceae. The record is from the annotation of a GenBank genome assembly.
AUGCUACAGCACAAGUUGGGAAGAGGUCAUCGCGACAAACUCCAGCAGUUCAUAACUAUAACCGGAGCCAGUGAGAAAACAGCAUUGCAAGCUCUGAAGGGUAGUGAUUGGAAUCUUGAAGGAGCAUUUGAUUUCUUUUAUAGCCAACCCCAGCUUAAAACAUUUACUGACUCUAGACACUUGGAGGAGCUAUACAAUAGAUAUAAAGAUCCAUAUGUUGAUAUGAUUUUGGUAGAUGGCAUCACUCUCCUUUGCAAUGAUAUCCAGGUUGCUGUUUCUGAAUGCAAAUUAAUUGCUAGCAGUGAUUUUGGAGGAUUGAUUAUUGUGGAUCCACAAGAUAUAGUUAUGUUAGUUCUUUCAUGGCACAUGAAGGCUGGCACCAUGUGCGAGUUUUCCAAGAAGGAGUUUAUUGAAGGUUUACAAUCUUUGGGGAUUGAUUCUCUGGAGAAGUUCCAUGAAAAGAUACCAUAUAUGCGCUCUGAGCUGAAAGAUGAACAGAAAUUCCGUGAGAUAUAUAACUUUGCUUUUGGCUGGGCAAAAGAGAAGGGUCAAAAGUCUCUUGCGUUGGAUACAGCUAUUGGUAUGUGGCAAUUAUUAUUUGCUGAGAAGCAGUGGCCACUGGUUGAUCAUUGGUGCCAGUUCUUGCAGGCUCGGCAUAACAAAGCAAUUUCUAGGGACACAUGGUCUCAGCUUUUGGAGUUUGCAAAGAUUGUUGGCCCAAAUUUAUCUGAUUAUGAUGCUGAAGGUGCCUGGCCAUAUCUUAUCGAUGAAUUUGUGGAAUAUCUGAACGAGAAUGGCGUCAUCCAAAAUGGUCUGAUCAAUGAUUCUAGUCUAAAACGAUGA